This is a messenger RNA of Hibiscus syriacus, 547 nucleotides long. Its product is annotated as 60S ribosomal protein L30-like. The transcript has 5 exons. The record is from RefSeq and is a predicted model, not a curated record. NCBI's taxonomy places the organism in Eukaryota, Viridiplantae, Streptophyta, Magnoliopsida, Malvales, Malvaceae. Gene Ontology annotation, cellular component: cytosolic large ribosomal subunit. Gene Ontology annotation, molecular function: structural constituent of ribosome; RNA binding. The coding region runs from base 86 to 424 and encodes 112 amino acids.
UUACUAAUAUAUCCGCUAGAUGUUUAGGGUCUCUUUGCUUUUGGUGAACCGUUUGUAGAUCUCUCCGACGACGCCGACGCCGACAAUGGUUGCCUCCAAGAAGACCAAGAAGACUCAUGAGAGCAUUAACAACAGAUUGGCUCUCGUUAUGAAGAGUGGGAAAUACACUCUGGGUUACAAAACUGUUCUUAAAUCUCUCAGAAACUCCAAAGGUAAGCUGAUUAUCAUUGCCAACAACUGCCCUCCUCUUAGGAAGUCAGAGAUUGAAUAUUAUGCCAUGUUGUGCAAGGUUGGAGUUCACCACUACAAUGGAAACAAUGUAGACUUGGGGACUGCCUGCGGCAAAUACUUCAGAGUGUGCUGCCUCAGCAUUAUUGACCCGGGUGACUCUGAUAUUAUCAAGAGCAUGCCAGGAGAUCACUAAACUACCAAGGAUGAUACAUCACACUAUAGGUUUUGUUCUGAUUUAGUUUACAUCUUUUGUGUGUUUGGAAACAUUGAUGUCAAAGAGAAGUUAUUCUCAAAUUCAGAACUUCCGUUUUGCUCC